Messenger RNA from Syngnathoides biaculeatus (alligator pipefish), 6860 nucleotides. RefSeq names its product proteasome activator subunit 4a (gene psme4a). Gene Ontology annotation, biological process: proteasomal ubiquitin-independent protein catabolic process. Gene Ontology annotation, molecular function: proteasome binding; peptidase activator activity. The transcript has 47 exons. Bases 435 to 5936 code for a protein of 1833 amino acids. The record is from RefSeq and is a predicted model, not a curated record. Lineage: Eukaryota; Metazoa; Chordata; Actinopteri; Syngnathiformes; Syngnathidae. Gene Ontology annotation, cellular component: cytosol; nucleus; spermatoproteasome complex.
GCUGGGUGUGGUCUGCCCUUGUACUCGGGUGUAGUUGGAUGAAUCACUCGACGACCGACGGUCUUGAGGAAAUGACUGGACGUUUGUAGUCGGUUGCUAACUUUAUCGUGGCUGCUAGCUACUUGUCACAUUGAAGGAUUCCGCUCCCCGAAGACAAGAAGUGUGCGUGCCAACGCGUAUCCCGGCAAAUAGUUUUCUUUUUCCUGAUUAGCCUUAACAUGUUAACAUCGGUUCUUGCUAAUGUUUACUGUGGAGAGAAGCUAUCUUAACUUCGGAUAAAUGGCUACCGAGCGUGCGGUCAACUUGUGACUCUGUUUAGUCACACUGCGGGUGAAUAACUGGGAAAACUAGCCCAGGAAGUGUUUUAGUUAUUGUUGCUAUAUACCACGAAACCGAACCAAGAAAAAUUGCAGAUUGAAGGUUUUGUAUCUGAUAUGAAAGAGGUACAGUCGGGUGUAUUGGGAUUUGUUCCCCAGAAAGACAUCGUAUACAACAAACUGCUGCCUUAUGCGGAAAGGCUCGAUGACGAAUCCAACGAUCUUUUGAGUAAAAUUAAGGGGAACUUGGCCCGGGCUGUUCAGUUUCGAGAAAUAUGGCCCGGCGUGCUGUUUUGGACAAGGAAACUUUCCACGUACAUACGUCUAUAUGGGCGAAAGUUUAGCAAAGAAGACCACGUGCUUUUCAUCAAGUUGCUCUAUGAGCUAGUUACUAUCCCUCGUCUCGAGGUCAGCAUGAUGCAAGGCCUGGCUCGUCUCCUCAUCAACCUGCUCAAGAAAAGAGAGCUUCUCUCAAGGGAGGACCUGGAAUUGCCAUGGAGGCCUCUGUAUGAACUGCACGACAGGAUCCUUUUCUCCAAGACGGAGCAUUUGGGCCUCAAUUGGUUUCCCAACUCUGUGGAAGGUGUUUUGAAGACACUUGUGAAAACCUGCAGGCCAUAUUUUCCAGAGUCUGCAACCCAGGAGAUGCUGGACGAGUGGAGACCGCUAUUUUGUCCAUUUGAUGUCACCAUGCAGACAGCAAUCUGCUACUUUGAACUCUUUCUACCCACAACCCUACCACUGGAGUUGCAUCAUAAGGGCUUCAAGUUGUGGUUUGAAGAGUUGAUCAACUUGUGGGUAUCAGUGCAGAAUCUUCCAAGCUGGGAACUGAAUCUGGUGAAUCUUUUUGCUCGCUUGGCCAACGACAACAUCGGCUACAUUGACUGGGAUCCUUAUAUUCCUAAGAUUUUCACAAGAGUUUUGAGGAGUUUGAAUCUUCCUGUGGGGACCAGUCAAAUGAUGUUGCCGCGAUACUUAACCAAUGCCUACGACAUCGGCCAUGUGGUGCUUUGGAUAUCGUCACUUCUGGGCGGACCAAGUAAGCAAACUCAAGCACAGCUCACUGGCCUUUUCAACAGCAUCACAUCUUUCUUCCACCCAUCAAACCACGGCCGCUGGUUGAUGAAACUCAUGAAGUUGUUGCAGCGUCUUCCUGCCAGUGUUGUCCGUCGGGUGCACCGAGAGCGCUACAGAAAGCCUUCAUGGUUAACGCCGAUCCCGGACAAUUAUAAGCUCACUGAGGACGAUAUCACAGACUUUGUACAGAGUAUGAUGCAGCCAGUACUGCUUGCCAUGUUCAGCAAAACGGGCAGUCUCGAUGCUGCUCAGGCUCUCCAGAAUCUGGCUCUAAUGAGGCCUGAGUUGGUCAUUCCUCCAGUUCUGGAGAGAACAUACCCUGCACUGGAAACUCUAACAGAGCCCCACCAGUUGACAGCCACACUAAGCUGCAUGAUCGGUGUAGCACGGAGCCUAGUUUCUGGUGGAAAGCACCUUCCUGAAGGACCCACUCACAUGCUGCCCCUACUCAUGAGGGCCCUGCCUGGAGUUGAUCCAAAUGACUUCAGCAAGUGCAUGAUCACUUUCCAGUUUAUUGCUACGUUUGUGACUCUUGUGCCUUUGGUGGACUGUUCGUCUGUUCUUCAUGAAAACACAGACUUGACAGAGGUGGAAAAGGAAAUGUGCUCAGCCUCUGCAGAAUUUGAAGACUUUGUGCUCCAGUUUAUGGACAGGUGCUUUGCCCUGAUCGACAGCAGCACUCUAGAGCAAACACGUGAGGAAGCAGAGACUGAGAAAAUGACCCAUUUGGAGAGUUUGGUGGAACUUGGCUUGUCUUCUACCUUUAGCACUAUCCUUACUCAGUGCUCCUUGGACAUCUUCAUGGUGGCCCUAGAAAAGGUUUUCAACUUUGCAACCACCAACAUUUUUGAAACCCGUGUUGCUGGAAGGAUGGUGGCGGACAUGUGCCGGGCUGCUGCUAAGUGUCACCCAGCAGAAUCCCUUAAGAUGUUUGUGCCUCACUGCUGCUGUCAAAUACACCAAAUUGCUUCUAAUGAAGAAGUAUUACAUGAAGAAGAACUUGACAAGGAGUUUUUAUGGAAUCUCCAGCUACUGUCAGAGGUUACUCGAGUGGAUGGUAAAAAGCUCCUGGCCUAUUCCUCUGACUUGGUCCAGAUUUUGCAGUUGACCCUCCACCUCAAGUGUAAGCAGGGCUAUAUCCUAGCAUGCAACCUACUCCAUCACAUCCUCCGCUCUACAGCCCUCAUCUAUCCUACUGAGUACUGCAGUGUGCCAAGUGGCUUCCGGCAACCAAUCACAGAGUAUCUACCCAUCAAGGAUUGGGGUCGUCCAGGUGAUUUGUGGAACUUGAACAUCCGGUGGCAUGUGCCCAGUGCUGAUGAGACCACCUUUACCUUUUAUUUACUGGGCCUGAUUCUUAAACCUGAACUAAAAAGACUUCAAAGUUUUGCUGAGGGAGAACAAGACAUGAGCAGGGAUGAUGUCUUACAGAGUCUCACCAUUGUUCAACAUUGUCUCUUGGGAGCUGGGAGUCUUAUGCCUCCCUUGAAAGGAGAGCUUAUACCUGAACUGGUACAUAGUAUGGUGACUCUAGAGGAGACCAUCCUGUAUACUGGAACAAAGUAUGAUGAGUCCCAAGAGAGCUACAGAGAUUCCAUUUGCCAUGUGAUGAGACAGUUGCUUCAUUAUAUACUGGAACAUUCUGAAGAUGACACCAAGUCCCUCUUUUCCAUUAUCAAGAUUAUCAGUGAAUUGCUGCAUUUUAAAGGUUCCCACAAACAUGAGUUUGACUCUCGCUGGAAGAGCUUCAACCUUGUGAAAAAAUCAAUGGAAAACAGGCUUCAUGGCAGAAAACAGCAUAACAGAGGUCUCCUCAUCGACAGAGUCAUGCUCCAGCAUGAACUACGCAAGCUGACGGUGGAAGGAUGUCAAUACAGAAGCAUUCACCAGGAGCUGAUGAGGGAUCUGUUGCGCCUCUCCACAAGCACCUACAGCCAAGUACGUAGCAAAGCUCAAAGUGUACUGUUCACUGCACUUGGUACAUACAAUUUCUGCUGUAGGGAUGUGAUCCCUCACGUCCUCGAGUUUCUCAACCCAGACAACAGCAGCGUCACACAGCAACAGUUCAAAGGUGCCUUGUAUUGUCUGCUUGGGAAUCACAGUGGAGUGUGCCUAGCCAAUUUGCAUGACUGGGAGUGCAUUGACCUGACGUGGCCUGCUAUUGUUCGAUCUGGCCUCAGUUCAGCCAUGUCUUUAGAGAAGCCCUCCAUAGUGCGACUCUUUGACGACCUUGCUGACAAAAUUCACCGACAUUAUGAGACCAUUGGCAUCAACUUCUGCAUCCCUGAAAAGACCUGUAAUGUAGCCAAACAACUUAUGGUCACUGGAAAUCCCUUUCCUAAAGACCCUGUUCCCUCCGAAGAAGAAACAUUAAAAGGCAUUCACAGGCAGGAACUCAAGAAUUUAGAGUCUGGCGAGAAGUACCAGCAGCUCAUUGGUGAUUUGCUAAACUCGCUCGGGAACAGAAACUUGCCUUGGAAAUUUGAGCACCUCGCUAUUGGCUUCUUGUCACUGCUCCUGAGAGAUGACCACCAACUCCCGCCAGCAGCUGUUUUGUUCUUUGUCCAAACCCUCAACCACGACUCCCUCCACGUGCGCAAAGUGGCAAUAUCCGCUGUGGCAGGGAUCAUGAAGCAAAUAAAAAGGCCUCAUAAAAAAGUGCCAGUUAGCCCUUCUGAGCUUUGCAAGCAGUACAAAGGUGAACUUGAAGAGCCUGAAGGUAUAGUGGCUGGUGACCGCCCAGACAACAAGUGGCUCCAGUAUAACAGCAACAGCCUACCAAGGACUCAGCAGGACUGGGAUCUCUGUGCUUUUGUGGAAAAGACUCAUUGGGGUUACUACAGUUGGCCAAGGAAACUGAUGAUGUAUGCUCCUGAGGAAGAGCAGCCCAAACAGAACCUCACGCGGGAGGAAAUGACAGAGCGGGAGCAGAUCAUCUAUGACCAUUUUUCGGACCCAGUAUUCAUCAAUCAAUUUAUUGAGUUUCUCUCUCUAGAGGAUCGAAAGGGCAAAGACAAGUUUAGCACACGCAGAUUCUGUUUGUUCAAGGGUUUGUUCCGCAAUUUCAGUGACACCUUCCUGCCUCUGCUGCAGCCUCACAUGGAGCGCUUGGUAACAGACAACCAUGAGAGUAAGCAGCGUUGUGUUGCAGAAAUAAUAUCUGGUCUAAUCAGAGGAUCCAAGCACUGGAGUUACUCUAAGGUUGAGAGCCUUUGGGAAGUGUUGUGUCCACUCCUCCGUACAGCCUUGUCCAACAUCACCGUAGAAACAUAUGCAGACUGGGGCACCUGCAUAGCCACCGCAUGCGAGAGUAGAGACCCCCGCAAACUUCACUGGCUUUUUGAGAUGCUCAUGGAGUCUCCUGUCAAUGGGGAGGGAGGCUCAUUUGUCGAUGCUUGUCGCCUGUAUGUGCUCCAAGGAGGCCUUGCCCAACAGGAGUGGCGUGUGCCAGAGCUCCUCCACAGAUUGUUGCAGUACCUGGAGCCCAAACUGACCCAGGUUUACAAAAAUGUGCGGGAGCGGAUUGGAAGCGUGCUGACCUACAUCUUCAUGAUAGAUGUCAACCUGCCUUACACUCAACCAACCACCUCGCCUCGCAUCUCAGACUUCACCGACAGAAUUUUGUUACAGCUGAAGCCCCUGACUGAAGCCGACGAGGAAAUCCAGAACCAUGUGAUUGAAGAGAAUGAGGUGGGGGAGCAGGAUGAGAGAACACAAGCAAUCAAGCUUCUCAAAACAGUGUUAAAGUGGUUGAUUUCGAGUGCCGGGCGGUCCUACUCCACUGCUGUCCCUGAGCACCUGCGCUUGCUUCCUCUACUCUUCAAAAUUGCACCAGUUGAAAAUGAUGACAGUUAUGAUGAGCUGAAGAGGGAUGCAAAGACCUGCUUGUCUCUCAUGUCACAGGGGCUCCUUUACACAGAACAGAUCCCCAUGGUCCUCAAUGUCCUGCAGGAGAUUGCAGGCAGCAGCUCCUGGCACGCUCGCUACACGGUGCUGACAUACCUCCAGAUCAUGGCAUUUUACAACUUGUUCACCUUCAUGAGUGACCUGAAAGCAGUGAAUGACGUGCGGGCACUGGUUAUAAGACUGCUGGAGGAUGAGCAACUGGAGGUAAGAGAAAUGGCAGCCACCACACUCAGUGGCUUCCUACAGUGCAAUUUCCUGCACAUGGAUGCCCCCAUGCAGGCUCACUUUGAGGCUCUGUGCAAGACUCGUCUGCCUAAAAAGAGGAAGAGGGGUGUCGGCUCAACUGUGGACACUAUACCUUCUGCCGACCUUGUGCGGCGCCAUGCUGGUGUUCUUGGGCUGAGUGCCUGCAUUCUCUCAAGCCCAUAUGAUGUGCCCACCUGGAUGCCCCAGCUUUUAAUGGACCUCAGUGCCCACCUCAACGAUACCCAACCAAUUGAGAUGACUGUGAAGAAAACCCUGUCCAACUUUCGAAGAACGCAUCAUGACAACUGGCAGCAGCAUAAGCAGCAGUUCACCGAUGAUCAGCUGCUGGUGCUCACUGACCUCCUGGUCUCCCCCUGUUACUAUGCCUAAAACCUGACUACAUCCAUGCCAGCCAGCAUCAUGGAGGUGGCUGCAAUUCAAAGAGACCAGGAAGUCGCAUACAAAAUUAUUUGCAAUGUUAUGUAUGUAUGUAGCUCAUUUACGUUUAUUCUAUACUUAAUAUUUAAGGAUCAAUCAUGGCAGGAAUGGGUGACCUGCAGGGUGUAACAUUUCUGUACAGUUUUUUUUUUCUUUAUGGUUUGGUUGUUUAAUCUUGUGUAUGGAUGCUUGAAAAUGUGACGCUUCGGACCCAUUUCUCAGGGUUUACAUCCUAAGAAUCAACUCUGAGCCAACACAAUGUCCCAGUGUAGGACAUGCGUUUCAUAAUCAUCUUCCAAAAUUAAAGUGUUUGUUUUGAACUGCAAAAAGUUGUCAACGGAACUCUGGAUUAGAUGGUUUGUGUGGCUCGAUGAUUAUAUGCAUUGUGGGUUUGUGUGUCACGCUUUGGCUAAUAUGCACAAACAUAUUUAUUUAUUUAUAAGUUCUUGAAGUGCUGCAUUUUUAUUUUCCUAGCAAGUAUUUCUGCAGGUUAAGUAGGUGAGUGAGAUUUUAUUUUUUCCCUGGGUUAAACACUACGUCCUAUUUUCAUCUACUCUUGUAAAGAAAGGGGAGAGUGCGCUCCCCAUGCGGUGCUGUCAUGUUUUUGUGAGGACCACAGCACUUUUCAAGGUUCUCCAGCGCAAAACAUUGUUCACUGUGCCAGUCCAUAAUUUCAAUUGAUAGUUGACUCCGCCCCCCCUACAACUAGCUGUUUUAGGUCAACUUAUGGUUUCCUGUAGUGACUUGAAAUGAGUCCCAAUAUGAAGCAUUUAGUACCUCACCUUUUUUUUAGUGUAGUGCCAAAAUUGCUUUUUUUAUUUAGAUGAACUGUUUGCUCAUUGUAUAUUAUGUAUAAAUAAAUUGUUUAUAAAACGA